Cajanus cajan (pigeon pea) is the source of this 2642-nucleotide messenger RNA. The record is from RefSeq and is a predicted model, not a curated record. NCBI's taxonomy places the organism in Eukaryota, Viridiplantae, Streptophyta, Magnoliopsida, Fabales, Fabaceae.
GGUGGAGUUUGUGAGUUGACAUGACAGGAGAAGUAUUGGGAUAAGUUUGGAGUAGGAACUAGGAAGCCCAGGUCAAGAGGGAAGACGACUCACUCCUCUUGAAUUUUCCUUUCAACAAACAUAAUAACAUUAAUUUAAUCCAAAGUCAGAAGUGUUGACCAUGAAAGCGAAAAUAUUGCGCAUUCAACCCAAGAGAAGGGAAAUUGGAAAAUAGAGGAAGCAAAGAAGCAGCGUAGGUGUUUCCUUCCCCGGGCACUUACCAAAACGCGAAACGCAUGACGACCAUCUCAAGAAUCAGCAAUGAGCACCGCUAACUCUAACAACCCUUCGCCCACCAUUCAGCAACGCAGGCUCACUCGCCAGAAUAGGCUUCGCUACCUCACCGAUGAAGACGCUGGUUUGCGUUCAACCAUUUCUCUACCCGCCUCUCCUCUUCCUUCCUUCAAAUCCGGUUCCUCUUCCGACCACUGGUCUUCCUCCGCCGUUCCUCAGCCGCUCCCGCUUCCCGAGUCCCCGUUGACCCGCCGCCACCUCGGAUCUCCCCCCUUCGAACAUCGUGCUUUCGCUUUUCCCAGGAGAUCCGUGGAUCACGAUGCCGUCAGAAGUCUAAGGUCUGCUAGCAAUUUGGGUAGACCUUCUUUUGAUCCGGCGCCUGCAAAUGCCAGAUAUGAUUUGAGAGUUAAUAUUCCUCCUGCAAGAGUGUUGGCAGGCAAUACUAGUUCAUGUAAGAAUCACAGAGAGCUCUCUCAUGAUAAUGACUCUGAAAACGUUUCAAACUUGAGAUUGCCUCUUGCGGCCAAGAGUGCCCCCAACAGCAUAUUCUCCAGUCCUGUUACUAGUCCACGUAGAUCCAGCAAUGUAGAUUUUUAUGAUCCUUCCAUCAUUUUUCCUCAAGAUUUUAAUGACAUUUUGAAAGUGUCACCACCGGCUAAAACUGCUCAGAGUCCAGAGCGGUCCCCUCUGCGCAGCCCGCGGAGCCACCUUAAUCCAGAGGGGUGUCAGAGUCAGCCACAUAAAUUUUGCUCCAGAGUGUGGCCUGAAAAUAAUCAUGUGGAUGCACAUCCACUGCCCCUUCCUCCUAGAGCUUCACCACAGCCGGCAAACUCAUCUCCGCAGCAUCAACCAAGUAUCCUGCAUCUCAACACAGAAAAUUCACCUUCAAUGAAAGGACAAUGGCAGAAAGGAAAACUUAUUGGACGUGGAUCAUAUGGAUCUGUUUAUCAUGCAACCAACCUAGAGACUGGAGCGUCGUGUGCGAUGAAAGAGGUUGAUCUGUUCCCUGAUGAUCCUAAGUCUGCUGACUGCAUAAAGCAACUAGAGCAGGAAAUCAGAAUUCUCCGUCAAUUACACCACCCCAACAUUGUGCAGUAUUAUGGAAGUGAAAUAGUUGGUGAUCGAUUGUACAUAUAUAUGGAGUAUGUUCAUCCUGGAUCACUUCAUAAGUUUAUGCAUGAACAUUGUGGAACUAUGACAGAAUCUGUGGUUCGCAAUUUCACACGACAUAUUCUCUCUGGAUUGGCAUACUUACACAGUACCAUGACUAUUCACAGGGAUAUCAAAGGUGCAAACUUGUUGGUGGAUGCAUCAGGCACUGUUAAGCUUGCGGAUUUCGGGGUGUCAAAAAUUCUGACAGAGAAAUCAUUUGAACUUUCAUUGAAGGGCAGUCCCUACUGGAUGGCUCCGGAGCUCAUGAAGGCUGCCAUAAAGAAAGAAUCCAGUCCCGACAUUGCCAUGGCCAUUGAUAUAUGGAGCUUAGGGUGCACUAUAAUCGAAAUGCUGACAGGAAAACCUCCUUGGAGCGAAUUUGAAGGGCCUCAAGCCAUGUUCAAGGUGCUGCACAAAUCUCCAAAUAUACCUGAAAAUUUGUCUUCAGAGGGACGGGAUUUCCUUCAGCAGUGUUUCAGAAGGAAUCCUGCAGAACGCCCGUCGGCAGCAGUGCUUCUUACACAUGCCUUUGUACAAAAUUUGCAUGAUCAAGAUAUUACAGUAAAUUCACAAGGGCAAAGCUGUCCCAGAGGAGACCCCGGACCAGGAGAUGAUUCACGUAGACAUAGUCCCGGUCACAGUUCAAAAAAUAGCCGUGGUAUAGUGCCAGCUUCCAUUCGCGCACGGAUUUUUAACAAAAUUCAUAAUUUAAUAGGUGACACUUCGAAAAAAUAUGAUUCCGAGGAAUCUAAUCAUGUCAGCUCUUCUCGUGACUCUCCUUGCUCGACGGCAGAAACAAACAGUCCUCAAUCUCCCUUGAAAUCUAGUACCAUCAAUUACAUGACUGUUACCAAUCCCAGCAACAUACCAUUCAGUGCCGUUGUGAAAAUCAUGAGGCACAUUUGAAACAUAUCACAGCAAAGAUUUCGCUCAGAAGGGUCGUCACAGGAACUAGGGCAUAAAAUUUUUCUGAACUUCAGAAUUCUUACUGGAUAAAGGACAAUUAUCAUAGCAGGGAUUUAGAAGCUAGGCACGAUGUUGAAAAAAUAUACCAACCUGAAGGGUUAAAAAAAAUGACAAAUCCACAUUCAUUUGCAGUUAUUAUGUACAUAAUAACAAGGCUAGUUUAGUCGAAUCUAUGAACCACGCGACAAAUUCUCAUGUAAAUUUAAUUGAUUAUAUGAUAUGCUAGGAAUAACUUCUUUUAUUUUUUUUUA